UCCAGCGGAAAGUUCAUCAGUUACCUUGGCUUUACCACAAUUAAGGACAUGGGAUAACAUAAAAAAUAGUUAAAACAAGAGGCUGUAAACUGGGAGCCUGCCAGACUUUCUGCCCAAAUGGCUCCACUUUCCGAGCUGCCCAUUACCACCCUUUGCGCUCGAGACUAGUUAAACAGAACCAGGGCCUCUCAAACUGGUACGUGUCGAAAUGAAUCAUAACCAACGAGAACCUAUACCCCAAAAUAGUGACCUAUAAAUAGAUUAAGGCAACCAACUUUCAGCCCUUCCAUUUCUCCCAACUAGGGAACAGAAAAUCUAGGCCUGCUUCUUGGGAGAGGAUUGCAAUUCUGCUAAUUUGUGACAGAUCAUGCAGGAAUAGGAGGUCAGAGAAAUUGUCGUGAGCGCACUGGAUAUGUCAUCAAGAAGAUGAAAUUCUGUCAGUUGUACUUGGUAGCUCCAUGAACAUUGGUUUCUAAGCUAGCUUGUGAAGGCUGGAUCAAGAGGUGGAAGGCAAAAAGAUCAAAGUAGUGGAUUCCUCGCAGGACGGCGCCGCGGGCGGGCAGCCGCCUGUGGAACCGGUUAAGAUGAAGGGCCUUCUCAAGGGCCUCCGAUACAUCUCCCAAAUUUUUGUCCCAGACGCCAAGGAGCCGGAGAUCCAGAUCGGAGCCCCCACGGACGUGAAGCACGUGGCGCACAUCGGCUGGGACAGCGCCUCCGUCACCAACCCCACCUGGAUGAACGAGUUCAAGGCUCAGCCGGGAGCGUCAGGGAGCGGGGGGCCGGAGGGCGCGGGGGCGGAGCAGCCCGGAGGUGCUGGCGGAGCAGGAGCGGCGGGCAAGGCGGAGCAGUCGGAGAAGCCGCGGCGGACGAGAGGGAAGGGAUCGGGGGGCGGCGAGGGGAAGCGGCGGGACGCGGACGGGUCGCGGCGGCCGGCGAAGGGGGAGGCGGCGGAUGGCUGCGAGGGGGAGGCCUCGGGGGCGGCGGCGACGAAGCAGCGGCGGAGGAAGCCCAAGGCGUCCGGGGGCACCUCGUCGGGGCGGUCGAAGUCGGGGGGAGCCGGGUCGUCGGAGCCGGCCGCCGCCGCGGCGGAGGACUAA
Lolium perenne is the source of this 1097-nucleotide messenger RNA. RefSeq lists its product as uncharacterized. The record is from RefSeq and is a predicted model, not a curated record. Lineage: Eukaryota; Viridiplantae; Streptophyta; Magnoliopsida; Poales; Poaceae.